GGAAAAACAGUUCAGAGAUUUAUGAUAAGGCUAGUGUAUAAAAGUGAAAAGUAACCUAUAUUUUUUAGGGAAUAUAUAUAUUUUUUAAAAAGUUUUUAAAAAAGUCAUUUAACAACCAGAGAGAUUUCUGCAUUUGAAGAGGUCUAUUGAGACUCUGAGUGAGAGAGAGAGAGAUGGCAGAAGAAAUGAGGAAAAACAGAAUUCAAGUCUCCAACUCCAAAAAAUCCCUCUUCUUCUACGUCAAUCUCUCCAAGAGGUACUUGCAGCAGUACAACGAUGUGGAGCUCUCUGGUCUUGGAAUGGCUAUUUCCACUGUCGUGAGCAUUGCUGAAAUUUUGAAGAACAACGGAUUCGCCAUUGAGAAAAAGAUCAGGACGCUGACGGUUGACAUGAGAGAUGAUCCGGAAGCGCGGCCGUUUCCCAAGGCAAAGAUUGAGAUAUUGUUGGGAAAAUCAGAGAAUUUCGAUGAACUGAUGGCUGCCGAGGAAGAGGAAGAGGAAGGCGGAGGCGAAGACUAGAAUGGAAGUAAUCUAUGAAGUCGAAUCUAGUUAGAAAGACUUAUCUUGCUAGUGUUAAAAUGAUGUCUUUUAUGAUACUCAACUUAUGUAGAAACCAUGUUAGCUUUGAUUAUGCUUUCCAAAUUCAAGGCUUUUUCCAGCAGUCAA
Salvia miltiorrhiza (redroot sage) is the source of this 665-nucleotide messenger RNA. RefSeq lists its product as uncharacterized. The transcript is spliced from 5 exons. The coding region runs from base 174 to 518 and encodes 114 amino acids. NCBI's taxonomy places the organism in Eukaryota, Viridiplantae, Streptophyta, Magnoliopsida, Lamiales, Lamiaceae. The record is from RefSeq and is a predicted model, not a curated record. Gene Ontology annotation, molecular function: RNA binding. Gene Ontology annotation, cellular component: nucleus.